This is a messenger RNA of Rattus norvegicus (Norway rat), 3981 nucleotides long. Lineage: Eukaryota; Metazoa; Chordata; Mammalia; Rodentia; Muridae. The record is from RefSeq and is a predicted model, not a curated record.
GUUAUACCACUCCAACUGCCCCCCAGGCGUACAGCCAGCCUGUCCAAGGAUAUGGCACUGGGGCUUAUGACACCACCACUGCUACCGUCACCACAACGCAGGCCUCUUAUGCAGCUCAGUCUGCAUACGGCACCCAGCCUGCCUACCCAGCCUAUGGCCAGCAGCCAGCAGCCACUGCACCCACAAGGUAAGGCCACAGUUGUUGGUUCCUCUGCUGCUCAGCUUUGGUGAUUUAAAUUGCUCUUCACGUUCACUAGGUAUUGACUGUUACCCCAGUGUUUCCAGAGUGCCUGAGCACAGCACACAGGUAUUCUGUUGAGGGCUAGAAAUGGAAAGUGUCAUCUGCCAGGUUUCAGAACUACUUUUGGGGGAAGGAGGUAGCUGUUUUUCUUUCCUAAACACAAGGAAACUUGAGUACAUGUUUCCCAUAUUGUUUAACUAGCAAUAGAACUUAAUCUUUGGCUCAGUGACGCUGUAAAUUGUUAACUGCUUUCCUUUAGGAAAUAUGUGGUAGUUGUAGUACAUGGUGGAACGGUUAGACUUGAGUCAAGAAGUACUGUAUGUCCCAAUUUUGUCAGUAAAGGAUAUUUCCAUAUCUGGGAAGGUUCAGUUGAAGAAUUUGACAAGAUUUCCUCAAUAUAUGUAGUGAUUAGUGGUUUGAUAACCAAAAGUCAUAGACAAAUAAAUUUAUAGCUGGUUAGCCAGUUAUGUGCUAAAUAUUAAGAGUCCAAUAAAGUACUCUGACUGCUCAGUAGAUAAGUGAGAUAUAUUACUUAACAGAAGGUUUCAGGUCUUUACUUUAGACAAUGCAUGUAGGUGGCUUCUGCAUACAGUCUUGAAGGAGCACAAGAUUCUGAUUUGAAAGAAGACUAUAGGGAAUAAACAAGAGAUCACCUUGUAACCUAGACUUUUUAUCUGCUAUAGAGGUAAGAAAUUAGCUCUGGCAAACACUCUCAAAAUUACUUCUAAAGUGCAGUGAGUAGUCAGAGCCACUUGUAGCUAAUAUCCAAAAAACCCCGUAUAGUACUUUUAUUUAACUGGCUGAUUCCUAAAGGCCCCACUCUAGUUGGGUUAAAUAUUGGAGAAUUUUGUUAGAUAUACAAAGUCCCAUGUGAUGCUCUUCUGCAGUAGUGUGUAUCUAGGCCACAGAUCUCCAUCGUGUAUAAAUUGGUUUUGAUAAGUCACUGAUUUGUGUCACCCUUUCCUCCAUCCUAGUUUUCUGAGCUGACACCUGCUUGUAACCCAUUUCAUCUCAGUGAGGAAACAGUACUUCUGCAUCUGCUGUAGUCCACCUGCUGAUCGGGGCUUUGCUUUAAGUAGCCCCCUAGCUUAGCUCUGCCACUGCCUUCCACUAAAUUGUUUGUGCCACAAGGAAGUGGGACUUCUGAGUUAUUUCUGUGUUGUUGAGAAUUAUUUUUAUUAUUUAAUGAUGGUAUUUGCUAGUUAGUCUGAGCAUGGGGUGGACUCAUCCCCAUGCCCAUUUUGUGGAGAUUGUCGUAUAGCAAGGUUAAGUUCAUUUACAUCAGACCAAGAUAAGAAGUGUCUCUUCUUGUUUGUUUCUAGUCAGUGAACCCACAGAUAUCAAAAUCUAUAAAUUAGUGACCUUAAAAUAACUCUAAACUUGAAUUUGCACUAAGUCCACUCUUUUUUUCUUUUUUCUUUUCUUUUUUUCGGAGCUGAGGACUGAACCCAGGGCCUUGAGCUUACUAGGCAAGCGCUCUACCACUGAGUUAAAUCCCCAACCCUGUUAAGUUCACUUUUUUAAAAAAGUGUUUUCUUCCUCCCCCUCCCAGUACUUGUUCAUAUUGGCGACACAGGCUUAUGAAGUCUCUUAGUAGCUGUUAAUACAGAACAAAUUUUAAAAACAAAAACAUUGUUAACUCUCUUAGUGUUUUCUUCCAGCAAAUACUAAUGAAUGAUACUGGGUUUCAUUUACUUUAUUUUCAAGCUUGGUCUUAUCAUUUCCUAUUGCUCAAAGAACUGGGGGGUUCUUACCUAGGGGGUGUCUGGGUUGUUAAAAUUAAACCUUAACUGUUUUAUUUUUCCUUUUAGACCACAGGAUGGUAACAAGCCUGCUGAGACUAGUCAACCUCAAUCUAGCACAGGGGGUUAUAAUCAACCCAGCCUAGGAUAUGGACAGAGUAACUACAGUUAUCCCCAGGUUCCUGGGAGCUACCCGAUGCAGCCAGUCACCGCACCUCCAUCUUAUCCUCCUACCAGCUACUCCUCUUCACAGCCAACUAGUUACGAUCAGAGCAGUUACUCUCAGCAGAACACCUACGGGCAGCCGAGCAGCUAUGGACAGCAGAGUAGCUAUGGUCAACAAAGCAGCUAUGGGCAGCAGCCUCCCACUAGUUACCCCCCUCAGACUGGAUCCUACAGCCAGGCUCCAAGUCAAUAUAGCCAACAGAGCAGCAGCUACGGGCAGCAGAGUUCAUUCCGACAGGACCACCCCAGUAGCAUGGGUGUUUAUGGGCAGGAGUCUGGAGGAUUUUCCGGACCAGGAGAGAACCGGAGCUUGAGUGGCCCUGAUAACCGGGGCAGGGGAAGAGGGGGAUUUGAUCGUGGAGGCAUGAGCAGAGGUGGGCGGGGAGGAGGACGCGGUGGAAUGGGCAGCGCUGGAGAGCGAGGUGGCUUCAAUAAGCCUGGUGGACCCAUGGAUGAAGGACCAGAUCUCGAUCUAGGCCUUCCUAUAGAUCCCGAUGAAGACUCUGACAACAGUGCAGUUUAUGUGCAAGGAUUAAAUGACAGUGUGACUCUGGAUGAUCUGGCAGACUUCUUUAAGCAGUGUGGGGUUGUCAAGAUGAACAAGAGAACUGGACAACCCAUGAUCCAUAUCUACCUGGAUAAGGAGACAGGAAAGCCUAAAGGUGAUGCCACAGUGUCCUAUGAAGAUCCACCAACUGCCAAGGCUGCCGUGGAAUGGUUUGAUGGGAAAGACUUUCAAGGAAGCAAACUUAAAGUUUCUCUUGCCCGAAAGAAGCCUCCACUGAACAGCAUGCGGGGUGGCAUGCCACCUCGUGAGGGCAGAGGGAUGCCACCGCCGCUUCGUGGAGGUCCUGGUGGCCCAGGAGGUCCUGGGGGACCCAUGGGUCGCAUGGGAGGCCGUGGAGGAGACAGAGGAGGCUUCCCUCCAAGAGGGCCCCGAGGCUCCAGAGGGAACCCCUCUGGAGGAGGAAAUGUCCAGCACCGAGCUGGAGACUGGCAGUGUCCCAAUCCGGGCUGUGGAAAUCAGAACUUCGCCUGGAGAACAGAAUGCAACCAGUGUAAGGCCCCUAAGCCCGAGGGCUUCCUCCCGCCACCCUUUCCACCUCCGGGUGGUGAUCGUGGCCGAGGCGGCCCUGGUGGCAUGCGAGGAGGAAGAGGUGGACUCAUGGACCGUGGUGGUCCUGGAGGAAUGUUCAGAGGUGGCAGAGGUGGAGACCGAGGGGGCUUCCGAGGUGGCCGUGGCAUGGACCGAGGUGGCUUUGGUGGAGGAAGACGAGGUGGUCCUGGGGGGCCUCCUGGACCUUUAAUGGAACAGAUGGGAGGAAGAAGAGGCGGACGUGGAGGACCUGGGAAAAUGGAUAAAGGCGAGCACCGUCAGGAACGCAGAGACCGGCCCUACUAGAGACCUGCAGAGCUGCAUUGACGACCAGAUUUAUUUUUUAAACCAGAAAAUGUUUUAAAUUUAUAAUUCCAUAUUUAUAAUGUUGGCGACAACAUUAUGAUUAUUCCUUGUCUGUACUUUAGUAUUUUCACCAUUUGUGAAGAAACAUUAAAACAAGUUAAAUAGUAGUGUGCUGAGUUUUUUUUUUGUUUUGUUUUGUUUUUUUUUUUUUUUUUCCUUUUUAAGAUGGUUGUUUUAAGACUUAACAAUGGGAACCCCUUGUGAGCAUGCUCAGUAUCAUUGUGGAGAACCAAGAGGGCCUCUAAUUGUAACAAUGUUCAUGGUUGUGAUUUUUUUUUUUAAAUAAAAUUCCAAAUGUUUAUAAACUGUCA